Molecule: messenger RNA, 1527 nt
Organism: Telopea speciosissima
Lineage: Eukaryota; Viridiplantae; Streptophyta; Magnoliopsida; Proteales; Proteaceae
Product: transcription elongation factor TFIIS-like
Exons: 2
Coding region: 285-1433 (382 amino acids)
Biological process (GO): transcription elongation by RNA polymerase II; DNA-templated transcription
Cellular component (GO): nucleus
Molecular function (GO): nucleic acid binding; zinc ion binding
Source: RefSeq, a predicted model, not a curated record
UCUCACAACUCCUAAAAUAAUUAGGGUUUGACCAGUUAACAGCUGAAACAGAGGAAUCAAAGAAGCUACCCCACCCACACGUCGGGUAUCGUAUCAGUAAUUUAUAGAAGUUCAAGCUCUGUUGUGGAUUUUUUUUCUUGGUAGGUUUCUGUUAAUGUGAAUUUCAUUUUCUCCUAUUUAUGCUCUGGAAGAUGUUAAAAGGAGAUAUCUAGGAGUGAAGAUUUUCUGUUAUAUCUAUUCACAUUGUUUUGAUACCUGGGUUUAUCUUUCACUUCAGUGAACAGAUGGAGAAGGAAAUUGUUGAGUUGUUCGAAGCGGCGAAGAAAGCUGCAGAUGCUGCAGCAACGGAUGAGCCUUCCUCUGGUGGAUCUGAGGAAACUCGAUGCAUUGAUGUUUUGAAGCGGUUGAAGCAUUUUCCUGUCACAAAAGAUGCUCUCAUUGCAACGCAGGUUGGAAAACGUGUUCGACAGCUCACAAGGCAUCCUAGGGCAAAGAUCCAGGCUGUGGCUUCUGACUUGAUUGAGACAUGGAAAAAAGUAAUCAUCGAGGAAACAACCAGAAAUAAGAAAAAUGGAAGCUCAGAGGAUAAAGAUUCUGCAAAGGUUGAAAAGGCCGAGAUUGUCAAGGUUGAGAAGGUCCAAAAGGUUCCCAUGAAGAUUGAGAAGGUGACAAAGGCCAAAACUCCCAGGGCUGAGGGGAUUGAUCAGGGCGAGAGAAUAAAAUCUGAGAAAGCUUCAUUUUCAGAUACUAUAAAGGUUGAGAAGAUUGAGACUGUCAAGAUGGAGAAGAAGAGUAGUGGGAGUGAGUUUGUUAAGGUUGAAAUGAUAUCCAAAGAGUAUAAGCAAGCUUCUGGAAUGAAAAAACCUCCACAAGCCUCCAAUGGUCCUCCAAAAUUGACUUCGAUGCUCAAAUGCAACGAUAGUACGCGUGACAAGCUCCGGGAAAAUCUUGCAGAGGCCUUUUCCAGAGUUUUUAAUGAGGUCACUGAAGAUUUUAGGGAAGAGGUAAAUGCCUGUGACCCAAUCCGGGUUGCCGUAUCUGUGGAGUCUGUGUUGUUUGAAAAAAUUGGCCGGAGUAAUGGGGCACAGAAGUUUAAAUACAGAUCUAUAAUGUUCAACAUGCGAGAUCCCAAAAACCCGGAUUUGCGGAGAAGAGUCCUUCUUGGACAUAUCAAGCCAGAGAAACUUCUUGUGAUGACCCCUGAUGAGUUAGCAAGUGAUCAAAGGAGAAGUGAGAACAACCAAAUAAAGGAGAAGGCUUUAUUUGAUUGUGAACGUGGGGGCGCCCCAAAAGCCACAACAGAUCAGUUCAGGUGUGGCCGAUGUGGGCAGCGGAAGUGCACUUACCAUCAGAUGCAAACGCGGAGUGCCGAUGAACCUAUGACGACCUUUGUAACAUGUGUAAACUGCAACAACCAUUGGAAGUUUUGUUAGUUGGUUGUUUUUGGAGCUACCAUCCAUGUGGGACAGAUUGGCUUGGAUGUUGAACUCUGUACCUCCAUCCUAUUUUUUUUAUUUAUUAUAUCAA